Peniophora sp. CBMAI 1063 is the source of this 1857-nucleotide messenger RNA. The record is from the annotation of a GenBank genome assembly. Lineage: Eukaryota; Fungi; Basidiomycota; Agaricomycetes; Russulales; Peniophoraceae.
AUGUCAUCAUCCUCAGUCUUCGUCGAGGUCACUGAACUUCUUGCUGCUGACCUAGACUACAUCAUCGUCGGAGGUGGAACGGCUGGACUUCCUCUUGCCGUGCGUCUUGCCGAGACGCCCGAUGUACGCGUCGGAGUUCUCGAAGCCGGCGCACACAUCACGAGCGACCCGAUGCUCGACCAGCUCCGCUUCAUCGGCACCCAUACUAGCAACCCAAAGUAUGAUUGGUGUGACAAGACCGAACCCAUGCCCUCACUAGAUGGGCGCGUAAUGGAGGCGCCUCGUGGCAAGAUGCUCGGCGGUUCCACAGGCAUCAACUUCAUGGCGUGGGACCGCGGCUCUCGCGCAGACUACGACGCCUGGACGCGCUUCGGUGGUGAAGGCUGGUCCUUUGACGGGUUGCUGCCAUACUUCAAAAAGACCGAGGAUACGAGAUCAGUCAAAGAGAAUCCAAACUCUAUGAUCGCUGCUUCGACCCAGGUUGCCGGCGGCGGCUUCGAGGAGAGUACAGGGAUAAAUGGACCGGUCAAAGUCAGCUACAACGAAACGGAUACAGACGUGCAGGGCGUGUUCGUGAAAACAUGGAACGGGAUGGGCGUGCCGACGAGCGCGAAUCAUUUCGCAGGGGAGAAGCACGGCGUGAUCAAUCACAUUCGUGCUGUUGAUCUUCAAGAGGGAAAGCGCAUGACGUCCGCGUCAGCAUAUCUUCCUCUGGCGAAUCUCGACAACGUCAAGGUGUUGCUUGGAGCCCAGGUCUCGAAGGUAGUCUUCGAUCAUGGCACAAACUCCAUCAGCGAUGCGCCUUUCUCAGCGUCAGGAGUUGAGUUCGUCCUUGCGGGGAAGGUCUACACUGUGCACGCUAAGAAGGAGAUCAUCUUGUGUGCGGGUACUCUCCGUACUCCCCCUCUCCUCGAGCUCUCCGGCAUUGGCAACGCUCAGCGUCUCAGGGCACUGGGUAUUGAUCCCCUCAUUGACCUGCCGGGAGUUGGGGAGAACUUGCAGGACCAGAUGUUUGUGCCUGUACAGUAUCGCCUGAAGCCGCAUGUCAAAACGAAAGAUCUUUUGCGCGAUAGUAAUUCUGAGUUCUACAAACGUGAGGAGGCGCGAUAUGCUGCAACCAAGCGUGGUUGGUUCAUGACCGGCGACAUGGCCACCGCCUUCCUUCCGCUCGCGGAGACGGCAGAUACCACGACACACAAUAGUAUAGUGUCCAAGAUCGAGGAGCUCAUUCGAGAUGAGAAGACGAUGCCAUUACAUCGCGCGCAGUACGCCGCGCAGCUCGAGAUGCUGAAGGCGCAGAGCACGCCGUUAUUCGAGUUCUUGCAAUUCGCGGCUGGAUUUGUCGACCCUCAGCCUGGACAAGCGUACACGGUGUUAGUCUCAGGACUUCUGACUCCCUUUUCGCGCGGGCAUGUGCACAUCAAGUCUAGUGAAGCCUCUCUCCCCCCUCAGAUCCAACCAAACUACUUUUCGAAUGAGCUUGAUAUGGAUCUCUCACUGAUCGCAUUCGACAAGUAUGCAGAGUUCGCGGAAGCGGUUCCAUUCAAGGAUAUAGUGCUUGAACGCCAGUUGCCACCUAUGCCUCGCGAGAAUCUGGAAGGCUACGUGAAGAUGGCGUGUCUGUCAAGCGGUCAUCUCAUCGGCACUGCUGCUAUGGCACCUAGAGAGAUCGGUGGCGUCGUCGGGGGGGACCUCAAGGUGCACGGCACGAAGAACCUACGCGUGGUCGACGCGAGUGUGUUCCCAGUUGCUGUCGCUGGCCACACACAAGCAACGGUGUACGCGUUAGCUGAGAAGGCUGCGGACAUCAUCAAGAGCGGUGCACAAGCUCCCCCGCACGGCCCGACGCAGGAUUGA